Molecule: messenger RNA, 503 nt
Organism: Caenorhabditis elegans
Lineage: Eukaryota; Metazoa; Nematoda; Chromadorea; Rhabditida; Rhabditidae
Gene: znf-593
Product: Zinc finger protein 593 homolog
Exons: 2
Coding region: 7-393 (128 amino acids)
Cellular component (GO): nucleus; cytoplasm
Molecular function (GO): ribonucleoprotein complex binding
Source: RefSeq, marked reviewed
CAAAAAAUGCCGAGCGGUGGACAGAGGAAGCACACGAUUUCGAACAAGACACGUAAACGUCCCGGAAAGGAUUUGGAUCAAAUCCAUGAGGAUUUGAAGCCUGAAAAGGCCGCCAAGCUUCUCCAGCAAGAGAUCGAUUACGAUCUUCCGGGAAACGGACAAUUUUACUGCAUCGAGUGUGAGCGGCAUUUCGUCGACGAGAAAACCCGACAGCUUCAUCGCAAGACGAAAUUGCACAAGAACCGAGUGAAGACGCUGAAAGAGGUUCCAUACACACAGGCAGAAGCCAACGCCGCCGGUGGCUCAGGAUUCUUCCCGGCGAUCACUUUGAAAACACGAGUCGAACUUCCCAAGCAGCCGGAGAUUCCGAUUCCUGUGGUGGCAGAGACUUGAGCAAUACUGGAAAUACUUUCUUUUUUUGUUUUGUUUUGUUUUUACAUCUCUCUCUGUUGAUUUGAGUUGUUAUGUUUCUUUUGUUGUUUAUCAUAAACAGAGCAAAUUUG